UAAAUACACGUCUUGUCUCUCUCUUCUUAACGGCAGCAGCCACAUGAGCGGCUCGCAUUUCAAGGAUCUCUCCACUUCCCUAACUAACUUCACUCCCUCCAAAAAACUAUUUUCCUCUCCCAUUUUUCCCCCCACUUUCUCUCUAUCCACACAUGGCCUCUUCAACACUACCUUUCAUCCCCUUCCCAAUUCUCUCGAAUCCAUAUCAUCAACCUAACCCUAGUCAAACCACAAUUCAGUUCUCUCCUUAUUCUAAUCAUAAUAAUAAAUUCACGAUUCUGAAAAUGAACAAUAAACGGCUUAACAAUAAUAAUUGUAGUACUAACCUUUCAGUUUCUUGUUAUCCUACGGUAGCUGUGAGUAGGUUGGAACGGCUGGUUUCUGAAUUCGAAUCAUUGACCGAGCCGAUUGACCGUGUGAAACGGCUAUUAGAUUAUGCGGCCCGGCUUCCGCCAUUUGACGAGUCGGCUCGGUCGCCCGGAAAUCGAGUCACGGGGUGUACGACUCAGGUAUGGUUAGAAGUGAGAAUAGAUGAGAAAGGGAGAGUGAGAUUUAGAGGAGAUAGUGAUUCAGAGAUAACAAAAGGAUUUAUAUCGUGUUUGAUUUCGUUACUUGAUGGAUUAGAACCUGACGAGGUUGUGUCGGUUAAAGCGGAGGAUUUAGCUGCGAUGAACGUUGGUAUCUAUGGUAAAGCUCAAUCCAGAAUUAAUACUUGGAAUAAUGUGUUGAUUAAUAUGCAUAAUCGGACUCUGGCUUUGGUCGCUGAACAGAAGAGGAAUCCACCGCUGGCGUUUACUAAUGCUAAUGCAAGUUUUCCUCAAUCUCAGUUAUUAAUGACGGAAAAGAUGGACUUGGAGGUUGAGUGGCUUAAUUAUGUGAUUUGUUGCUGAUAUCCACAUCUAAUGUGCUGAGAAGUAUAGGAAAUAGAAAAGGACAUGAAUUUAUAGGCGUCAGUCACCCAAGCUUGCAGGUGGACAAUUCACCUCUUAUACUCGCAAGAUGACCAGUUGCAAGAAUUGGAUGUCUACAAGCCAAUAAGUUGCUUUCAGUUAACAAAAAGAUUACCGCCUAAACUCGGCCUUCAGGUCCUUCAUUCAUACUAAAGGGAGAACCCAACUUGAGGUCCUGAGUUGGGAACAUUAUUGGCGCUGUUUUCUUUUGAUUUUCUUGGGACCUUGAUUACCAACAAAACUUGAUGCUUGCUUAGAAAAGAUAAAUUAGUGCAUACAACUUGUAAACUGUUGGCAAUUCAUUUUGUACAUGUUUAUUUCCAUCUGUUUUCUUGCUUGUAUUCUUUACAGAAUGUAAAGUAGCUGUAUUUCUAUUCUUCUUGUACAUUUCUUGCAUUGAAAAAUAAAAGAUAAAACUAUCAUUAGCCUAA
Messenger RNA from Ricinus communis (castor bean), 1381 nucleotides. RefSeq names its product sufE-like protein 2, chloroplastic. The record is from RefSeq and is a predicted model, not a curated record. The transcript is spliced from 4 exons. Bases 153 to 890 code for a protein of 245 amino acids. Lineage: Eukaryota; Viridiplantae; Streptophyta; Magnoliopsida; Malpighiales; Euphorbiaceae.